Colletotrichum orchidophilum is the source of this 399-nucleotide messenger RNA. RefSeq lists its product as uncharacterized. The coding region runs from base 1 to 399 and encodes 132 amino acids. Lineage: Eukaryota; Fungi; Ascomycota; Sordariomycetes; Glomerellales; Glomerellaceae. The record is from RefSeq and is a predicted model, not a curated record. The transcript has a single exon.
AUGCACUUGAAUUUACAAAUUCCUUGCCUGAUCGCUUCUUCAGGGUUGGCCACUGCAGCCAAGUUGGCUCAGCUCGAGGUGAUGGCACAGGACUGGCGUCGCCGACCAAUGGUGGGGGUUACGGCUGUGCGUCAUUGGCGAUGGCUGCAUGUGGCGGCCGGGAUAUGCCUCGAGAGAAACCCCGGAGCCUUGCUGGCCCCUUCUGAUAGACGAAGACGGCCGUCGGUGGUUGCCUUUGAUCGCACUUGCAAUCGUGAAUGGCUUUGUUUGACGAGGUGGGAUGAGGCGCUCUGUCAUCAUCUAGACGCAGCUGGGGUUGUAUUCCCCUUCGCACCGGGAGUAUCCAGAGAGUUUUCUAGGGUGACACUGCCUCAUGGGGCCAAGGAGGAUGAGAGUUAG